AUGGUCCUGCGUCUAUAUACUCGCGGAUUGCUCACAAGGGCGAUUGGCAGCGAGGACUGGGUCUUGCUGGCCGCCGUUGUUAGCUCUACCACCCUAUGCGGUGUCAUCAUCUACCGUUAGUGAAAUGCCUUGUUAGAGAUAUCUCUGCUGAUCGCGAAAUAGAGGUCAACAAAGGGCUUGGCUUGCAUUCAGAAAGAGUGCCUAUGCCAGAUUGGGUUUACCUGCGCUUGGUAUGUUAACCAUUGGAUGCUAUCUCUCGACUUCAGCUAAGCCAUCGCGCAGGCAGGUUGGUUGGCUAUACUUUUCAGCACAAUCAGCCUUCAUCUGACCAAGGUUUCCAUCUUGUUGCUUUAUGCUCGGGUCUUCACGAACAGGAGCUACCGUAUUGCCAUCUACAUUAUAGGUGCCGUCGUUGGCGCUUCGUUUGUGUAUAACUUGACGAUUACAUUCUUAGCCUGCAGGCCAAUCCACGGAUUUUGGAAGCCGAGCAGCCAGACUUGUCUUAGUUCCGACUACUGGAUUGUCAGUACUGUUUUGCAUCUUGGAACAGACCUCAUAGCUACAAUUCUGCCACUUCCCAUUUUGUUAAUGCUCAACAUCAACCAAAAGGAGAAGAUUAUUCUAGUCAUACUCUUUGCUCUUGGCUUUUUGUGGGCAGCCCAAACCCGCCAACGUCAAUUCAAGGCUAACAAGAGUACAGAGUCUCUGUUGUUUCGUUUCUUCGACUGCAUUACUCACUUACGAAUGCAUCGUCUGACGAUCCGAUCUGGGCCAGUAUCACACCGACCUACUGGGCUUGUAUCGAGGUCAACAUGGCUAUUAUCUGCGCGUGCCUGA
Molecule: messenger RNA, 837 nt
Organism: Clonostachys rhizophaga
Lineage: Eukaryota; Fungi; Ascomycota; Sordariomycetes; Hypocreales; Bionectriaceae
Source: the annotation of a GenBank genome assembly